GGGUUUAAUGAAUGCUGUCAGUGUUUUUGAAUGCAGCUGGUAGUGUUGUAGAGAUGACGGCAAUGAAAAGUGCACUGAUCGUCAUACUGUAGGUUGAUUUGUGAGUUUCGAUUGAUUGAACACGGACUCAUCCCUGCCUUCUCUUCACAUUUGCUUCAUCGUAUUUUUCAUUAACUGACAUUCUGCUGUUGAAGAUCUAAGAGGAAUUUAACUCUGUGAAAGCAUUGUUUCAUUCAGCUACAAGCAGGGGUCUAGCAAGUAUAUAAUUGAGGCUGGGCUGUGCAAAAUACAGCGCUGCCUUGCCUUACAAGCAUAGUCUCCCCAGUUGCCUUGACAAUUGCCUAGGUGAACAGAAAAUGUCUGUUACACGUAAAGAAUUUGAUGUGAAACAGAUUUUACGCAUCCGAUGCCGGUUUUUUGGCCACUCUGCAUCUCCUCCUACAUCCAAUGACAAUCGACGCGGAGAAUUUUGGAACAAAGAUCAAGGUGCAUCCAAUAAUGGGAGAAAAUUUCUAGACUCUGGACACCUGCAACAACCAUUGGCAUCUAUCAACUACCAGAGAUCGAGCCAGCAGAACAUUCAAAAUUCACCAUCUUGGCAUGUCCCCCCUGCCCCAGAUCUCCCCUCAUUUGAGUUUACCACUGACGACCAUGAAUCCAUAGAGUGGCAUGGCAAGCAUGAAGCUAAGGAUGAAGAGAGUGAAGAAGACAAUGAAACAGACAGCAGUUCUUGCAGCAGAACUUCAAGCAGCAGUCAGACUCUGUCCCCGUGCCAGACAAUGGAUUCUUCUGCCCCUGAAGAGUGUUUUCAGGCAUUAAACCAUGCAGAACAGACCUUCAAAAAGAUGGAGAACUACCUUCGACAUAAACAGCUGUGCGAUGUAGUGCUUCUAGCUGAUGACCGAAGGAUCCCUGCUCACAGGUUGGUUCUGUCUUCAGUUUCGGACUACUUUGCGGCAAUGUUCACAAAUGAUGUAAGAGAAGCUAAACAAGAAGAAAUAAAGAUUGAAGGUGUUGACUCAAAUGCAUUAUGGGCAUUAGUUCAAUAUGCCUACACAGGGCGUUUGGAGUUAAAAGAAGAUAAUAUUGAGUGCCUGUUGUCUACAGCCUGCCUGUUACAACUGUCUCAGGUUGUUGAGGCAUGCUGUGGGUUCUUGAUGAAACAGCUUCACCCUUCCAACUGCCUUGGAAUUCGUUCAUUUGCAGAUGCACAAGGCUGCACUGACCUGCAUAAAGUGGCUCACAAUUACACCAUGGAACAUUUCAUGGACGUGAUAAGGAAUCAAGAGUUUCUACUGCUGCCAGCAAAUGAGAUUGUUAAACUGCUGGCAAGUGAUGAUAUGAAUAUACCAGAUGAAGAAACUAUAUUAAAUGCAUUGCUCAGCUGGGUGCGGCAUGAUGCAGAUACCAGGCAAAAAGAACUCAGCAAACUGCUGGCAUACAUCAGACUUCCUCUCCUCUGUCCUCAGUUUCUUGCAGACAUGGAGAACAAUAUGCUGCUUAGGGAUGAUAUUGAAUGCCAAAAACUCAUCAUGGAAGCAAUGAAAUAUCAUCUAUUACCCGAGCGACGUAACAUGAUGCAGAGUCCUCGCACUAAGCCUAGAAAGUCUACUGUAGGUGUACUCUUUGCAGUUGGAGGAAUGGAUGCAACAAAAGGUGCCACAAGCAUUGAAAGAUAUGAUCUUCGCUCCAAUACUUGGAUACAUGUUGCUAAUAUGAACGGGAGACGACUGCAGUUUGGUGUGGCAGUUCUGGAUGACAAACUUUAUGUUGUGGGCGGCAGAGAUGGAUUGAAGACCUUAAAUACAGUGGAGUGCUACAAUCCAAAAACUAAGAGUUGGAAUGUAAUGCCCCCUAUGUCGACACAUAGGCAUGGCCUUGGAGUGGAAGUUCUGGAGGGACCCAUGUAUGCUGUAGGUGGACAUGAUGGUUGGAGCUAUCUGAAUACAGUUGAGCGAUGGGACCCACAAGCUCGACAGUGGAACUUUGUGGCCAGUAUGUCAGUACCACGAAGUACAGUCGGUGUGGCAGUACUUAAUGGAAAGCUGUAUGCUGUUGGAGGUCGGGAUGGAAGUUCUUGCCUUAAGUCUGUAGAAUGUUUUGACCCCCACACCAAUAAAUGGACCCCCUGUGCCCAGAUGUCUAAAAGACGAGGCGGUGUUGGAGUUGCCACCUGGAAUGGUUUUUUGUAUGCUAUUGGAGGACAUGAUGCACCAGCAUCUAACCUGACCUCAAGGUUGUCUGACUGUGUGGAAAGAUAUGAUCCAAAAACAGACACUUGGACAGCAGUGGCUCCAAUGAGCAUAAGCAGAGAUGCAGUUGGUGUUUGUUUACUCGGUGAUCGGCUCUAUGCAGUUGGAGGAUAUGAUGGACAGUCAUAUCUAAACACCGUGGAAGCUUACGAUCCUCAAACUAAUGAGUGGAUGCAGGUUGCAUCAUUGUGCCUUGGAAGAGCUGGAGCAUGCGUGGUCACUGUUAAAUUAUAAUCUUUUUUAAUGUAAAUUUUAUAUUUAACCAUUCGAUAGGUCCAUAAAAAUAAAAUUGUCAUCUCUGGAGUUUUACUUCAAGAAAAAAGAAAACUGUAAGAUCUAAGAAAUCAAAAAUUAACGUAGGGAAGAUCUGUGUCUGUUUAAAGAAUCAAGAUCUAUUAUAAUUUCAUAAUAAUUGUAGCUUUUAUUUAUCAAGUCCACCAAAUACUCAAGACAUUAUCUUCAACUGAAACUGUACAAAUUCUAGAAUUCUUUAUUUUAUUUUUCUUUAAACAGAGUGGAUUUUAUUUCCAGUAGAUUGAAUAGGCCAUGUAAUACAACUAUGAAGAAAACAUUAAAUCUAUAAACCUAAUACAAGUUGUCUGAGUGCACACUGUAAAAGCUACUUUUCCACAUUUGUACAUCCAGGAAGCAACACACACACACACACAGGAAAUAAAAAUUGUAAUAAUUAUACAAGACAAUGCGGCUGGCCUGCCUCAUUUUCUAUCCGUUAACUUUACUGGAUGAAAGAUGAGACAGUGACACCAGAUAGUCUAAUAAACAUGAUAGCAUUGCUAUUCAUCAUGAAUGCAAAUGUGGAAAUGAUCUUUAUUAUACUCUGUUGCACUCUUUUUUAAUGUAAUAUAUAUUUUCUUUUGUUUUUAAGCCAAACUGCCUUUGUUACAAAUGAAGUAAUAGCACAUACAUAUUUAAUAUGCAAUAUAUUGAAGACAUUGUAAAAAAAAAUGUGUGUCGGUACAAGCAAUCAUUAUGUAACUGGUAACAUUCCAAAUUUCCUGCUCCUUCAUAGUACAGAUUGUAUUAAUUGAUACAUUUUUAUGUGCUCAUACAAGCCAUUAACUGAACAAAUACAUAUUAUAUUGAUGUAUGUUGUAAUUGUUUCAACCACCAAAAAAUAUCUGCACAGAAAUUGCCUUUUGCAACAGCCAUAGGAGACAACUCAUAUUUUAUUUAACUCGGUCUAUAAUUUUUCUUUGUUUUAAGGACUGUAAAUGUUGUUUUUGUUGGCAAAAAGAACCUAUAGCCUACAAAUUGGACCCAUUAGCACCAGUUGUACAUGUAUAAAUUGUACAUGCAAAAAGAGAACUCUAUCUGGGGUUGGUCACACUUGCGAUCACUUCUGGAUGAAAUUGUGUCCAUGAGGAAAUUGCUCCAAACAAUUCCAUGUACAAUUCACCUCUGUGGUGAAAUUAUUUUGAUGUUAAUCAUGCAUUUAAUGUUUUCAUGCUCUAUCUCUAAACAAAACGAAAAUAUAAUUGGAUUCCUCAUGAUUCUGUUAUUAAUUUGAUUUGAAUAAUCUUCCAACAAAAAAAAUCUGAAAUAGUUGGGGAAUAAACAAAAUUAAUGACAUUCCAGAUCUCUCCUUUCAGGGCACAUUUUAAUUCAAGGUUAUUUAUGAUUCCCAGCAAGUGCCCUGCAAUCCAGUCUUUUUUUUUGUUUACUCGCAUAUUGAUUUGAUUUUGCAACCAGUUUGAUUUCAAUGGUUUGGUUGUUUUAUAUUUAAAACUUAAUGUAAAUAUUUAUUACACUUAAGUUGCCUGGGUUAGGAACCUUUCUAAAGCUGUUUACUACCUGCGCCUUGAUCAGAACUGGUCUCUCUGAUCAUGAACUUUCCUUUAAAAUUAAAUUAUGCAUUAUUGGAUUAUUUGUCGUACCUAGCGCUAGUUAUCAUUUAUAUGGAGACAUGAAUUAUUUGAUAUUGAUUUAACUUUUUGAGGAGGCAUGUGUAUUUUGGUGAACAGUGAUUUAUCACUUCAUAUAUAUUACACGGAUUUGUGCUUAUCAUUUGCAAUUGUGCGCGUGAGUUGGUUCACAGCUUGUUUUAUUUAAUUUCUAUGUGGAAGUCCAGUUAACUCCCAGAACUUCUUUGGGUACAAUCUUUAAGAUUAGAUAUGAACAUUGCAAGCCAUUUUACACCCCACUCCCACAAAUAGCUUAUUUUUCUCCUCUGGCUUUCCGAUAAGAGAUGUGAUAUGCAUCAAAGAAGCAUCAGGAGUUGUGUAUGAUGGAUCUUGCUCAUCAAAGUCCUGCACUUUUCAAUCAUAAAUCCCAGUUACCUUCAUUUUUGGUAUUUUAUUUCCAGUUAUUAACUUUUACUUCAGGCAGGUUUAAUUUUAAAUCACAACACAUUUCAAAAAGUAAAUAUUCGCCUUGCUUUUAAAAAGGAUGUGUAGUGAUCACAGAAUUUAGCUCAGUGAUAAAGAAGAUAAAUUUGAGCAUCGGUACUGUUUCGGAAUUUGAUGUUUAUUGAUGGCUUUUGUAUUCUUAUUGGUAGUUCUUAAAAUUACGCCCAACUAAAGGUUUAGGGAAACAGUAAUUCAAAAUAUGUGUAUUUAUCAUGAAGAUAAGCAGGAUAAAGAUAGGUAAUUGUCAGAGUACAGCUGGAUUGGCAUGGUAAAAUAAAAUAAUAGUUACAAGUCCGUUUCAGUUUGGCUUCUGUACCUAGGGACAUAAGUGCCAUUCUUGAAAGCAUAAGUUGAAUCGCCAGUCCAGUUCACUGCUGAGAAUCAAGGUGCUAUUCUCUGGAUAAAAUGGUAAAUCAAGGCUCUGUGUGGCUGUUCUAACUCUCCGUGCUGUAUCUAUGAUACAUUUGCAAGGCAAGAGGGAGUUCUUCCAUAAUCCAGAUAAAUAACGCUGUUGAAACAAAAUCACCAAAACCUGUUCAAUGAGCAAUUCAGCUCUCCAUUUGUUGGUCCUUGAUGUAAGCAAAAUGAUAUUGUAUUGGUCACCUAUUUACAGACAUUACACUUCAGAGUAUUUCCAUGUAGCAGCAUUGACGUUCAUGAUUUAUUAGCUGCAAAAAAAAGCACCAAAAGCAAAAGGUUGCAAAUUAAUUCCUACUGUUCAUUUUUCAGUGUAAUUCUCAGAUUUACAAUUCCUCUUUACUGUUAAUUUAGUGUUGCCAACAACUUUCUUUUAACAAUGGCCAACCAAUAUAUAAUACAUUUCUGCAGUUUAAAAUUCUACAGCCUUCAAUAUAUAUCACACAUAACUAUGUACUCAUUGAAUUAUAAAAUUGUUUUCUAGGUACCAAUAUCUAAGUCUCAGAUCCUUAAUAAAUUUAAUAAACGUCUAUAAUAUAUUAUUAUUAUUAUACAGUACGUAUGGUAGCAUGUAUUGCUGGGCAGUAUUUUGUGUUUAGAGUACUAUAUCAUAACCUUAUCUGAUCUGUUAGACUUUAUUUCCAUUUAUAUACAAUAUUUUAAGCUUUUUUUAUAUGUGCAGUAAUUUAUCUAGACUCUUCAAUUAGCCACUUCAUAAUAAUCAUACGAUUACAAACUAGACUAGAAGUCACCUAUAUUCCACUAUUUAAAAAUCUAUCUCACCUUGAAGCAAAAUACUUAAAGUAAUUUAUAGUAUUUGUUACAAAGGUUACAUUUGGAAGGCACAUUUUUAUAAUAAUUCACCAGUAACCCACUUUUCCCCGAAGUGGGCAAAGUGGGUCGCAUUCCCCCGAAGGAAGAGACUAAAACAAGUCGUCCCCCCCCCACACACACACACACAUACACAACCUAAUAACUAAAAUUAACUAACUAAAACAGGACAAGAAAACAACAAAAAAAGAAUAAAACAGACGGAGUGCAGGCGAGCCGCAGCUGCUAAGGCAGCGCCGCCACUUCACCCACAGGCAGGUCCAAUCACCCACUUAAUUAUGACACAGCUCAGGACUGCACAUCAAGACAACUCGGUUUAUUUAGUUUUGACAGUACAGUUUGGGAAGCAAUCAGCUCAAAUUUCUUCACUGACUCAAAAUACUUAAAGCAAUUCAUAGUAUUUGUUACAAUGGUUACAUGUGGAAUGGACAUAUACUUAUAAUAAUUCACUAGUAACCCACUUUUCUAGGUAAUCUUUGAUCCUUGUUUUAUCCCAGCUUAAGUUACUUUUAUCUGUCUGACAGCUGGGACUUUUCUUUACCUUAAAGCCAUUUCUUCACUCUCUCCAUAAAUGGGUGUCAAAGAGUGACUCCUCAUAACGUAUGAUCAAUUUUUUAGCCCUCAGCCUAUUUGAAAACACCCUAUGUUUAUCUUUGCUCCAGCUAACUAUGCCUUGCAAUCUAAAAACUCCCCUUAUCUAAUUACUCCCUCUUCUAAAGAUUUUUAAAUUACCUUCACUAUGGUGAUGCAAGAAGUUAUAGAUGAUAAAAUAUUGAUCAAAACUGCAAGAACCUAGCAGCUCAGACAGAAUCUGUGGAGGGAAUGGACAGACUGUUUUGGGUGUGGAUCCUUCUUUAGACUGGAGCAGUGGGGAGAAACCUGGGAAAACAAUGAUGGGACAGAACAAAGCCUGGCAAGUGAUAGGUGGAUACAGGUAAAACCAUAGCUAAUUGGCAGACGAGUGGAAUAAAUGACAAAGACUAAGAGUGAAAAGGAGUUAAAGGGGUGUCAGGUAGGUGGAGCAGAGUAGUCAAAUGUAAAGUUAGAGGGAGGGGAGAUGAGUGGAAGGAAAAAGAGGGUAGAUAUAGGGGGAAAGGUGGUGAUGGGAGAUGAGUGUACAAAGUAGAGGAAAGAAGCAGAGUGACUGGGGGUCAGGAGAUGGGUAAAAUGUACACGCACUGUGGUGGGAGAGUAUCUUGUGCAGUCCCAUUCUCCUGUCACCCUUGUUCGGACCCUGGAUCUUCACUGGCGCCUUAUUUGGCAGUGUUUCGUUAAUCUUGGGUUCAAAUUCAUUCAAAUACAAUAGGCCUGAAACCUAUUUUGCAAUCUUCUUCCGCCCCACAAACCUCUAUCUCUGACAGUUCCUGCAUCUUUUUGCAUCCCCAGUUUUCAUUGGUUGGCCCUCAACAAGUAUGCCAUCAUCUGCCAAAGCAUGAAACUCUGGGGUUCACGGUCUAAAGCUUCCCAUCUCUCUCUCAAACUCACCUUUAUAAUCUCCUUUGAAUCUACCUCUUUUGCAGAUAUGUUGGGCACUGGUUCCAAUAUCUUCUUACGGCAUGAAGCUCUACCAUUGGUGACAAAAUAGAAAAAUAAAAUUUGCCUUGAAAUAUGCAGCAGGAUGUCCACUGCAACAAAUCAUUCCUCAAUGGAGAGUCUCAAAUGUGUUCACAUUUUCUCCCUUAGGAUUACAUCAUUCACUUGUGCUACUUUCAAUUUUUGCUACAACCCUUACCCCAUCCUCACAACUCUGGACAUAGACCCAAAAUGCUGGAGUAACUCAACGGGACGGCAGCAUCUCUGGAAAGAAGGAAUGGCUGACAUUUAAGGUCGAGGCCCUUCUCCAGACUGAGCCUCGGUCUGAAGAAGGGUCUCAACCCGAAAUAUCACCCAUUCCUUCUAUCCAGAGAUGCUGCCUGUCCUGCUGAGUUACUCCACCAUUUUGGGUCUAUCUUCGGUGUAAACCAGCAUCUGCAGUUCCUUCCAUCACAACUCUGGGGCUAUUUUCCAGUCGCAUGCUGCAUCCUCUUUUGGGUUCCUCUUCAGAAAAAGGUGACGAUUAAGUCUCUUAUUCAGCUGCUUGGUAUUUUCACCUUUGCCACUUCAUUCUCCCCUCAUGGAAACUGUGGAUACUGUAAAAGUUCAAGCCGGAAAGCAACCAAAAGAAUAAUCAAGAAAAAAAAUAAGAACUGGGAGAAACAAGAGUAGAGGAAGCAAUUCAAUAAUGAUACUGUGUGAUACUUUACCAAAUAGAGAAGUGACAAAAAGGCAAAAGAGAUUGGCAAGUAGACAUGUGUAAAAUAAGAGGGCAUAAGCAAGUGAAGUAAAUGAAGGGAUGAAGAUAGUAUGGAAUAAUUCACAAUGAGUAAGAGACACAAAGCCAAGAUGUACUUGGAUCCUGAGAUUAAAAUGUGCAGGUACUGCAGCAGAACAUGGUGAAAUCUUCCUUGGGCCGCUCGUAGCUUUCGUAGCUCAGCAGUUUUGUAGGUUUCCAGUGGAACACACGAGAAGUGUGCUCAGAAUGUUUCACUCAGAAUUUUAGAUUAUAGUGAGAUGAAAGGAACUGACAUUUUGGAGAAAGACUGGUAGAGAAUAACCACAAUAGCAAUAUAGAGACUUAAGUCAGAAAGAAGAAAAUUGAAAAACAGGCUUGCUUCUGUGGCAGACUAAAUCAACUUUGCAUGAAGGAUAUUAUAAAAAUGCCCUCUCACUGUAAUUUACUUACUCUUCACUAUCUAUAAAUACUGAGAUUGAUGAAAGAUUCUGAAGAUAAAUAGCUGCACGCUUUAAAAAUAUAAUAUAUUGAGGACUUUAUGCACUUGUUCGAUAAAUUACACAUUUAGUUUUCUUAAAACUUUCCUGUUUGUUCAUUGUAAAUUCAAGUGGUAUCGUUUACCAUUCUUAUUGCAAAAUAUUAUAUUAGUUUUAAGCGAUUUCUGAUUAAUGGUUUGGAUAAUAAAAUGCCUGUGUAAUGGUGUGAUGUUUGUGGAAAAUCUUGAAAAAGCAACCUUUUUUCUAUUUUUUAAAUUAAUUUGAACAAUGUAGGUACAGAAAACUGCAAGUUAAUAUGGUGAAACUGAUCUGUAUUAGUGAGGAAAAAAACUCUUUGUAUGGUGUUGAAUGUAUGAUCCGGUCUGUUUUCUCAGUACCUAAAACUGCGUACAUAUGUCACCCUGCGAUAAACUGCUUAAUUAAAAUGUAUAACACAAAAUUAUUGCUACAUUCCAGUAGAGAAAAAUAGUAUGUUAGAAAUGCAUUCCUUUUGGAAGAUUAUAGCAUGGUCUGCCUUAAGAUCAGUCCAUUAUUUAAAUUUAUAUCAUGUGCUACUUUGACACUUAUUUAAUUAAAAACUUUAUUUUACAAAAAUGUUUUAUUAUUCAAAAUUUGUUGCAAUAUUUCCUUUUAUUAAUGGGUACAAUUUUAAACAACAGCUGUAGAAAAUUAAGUAAACAAUUUCUCGAUCAAGUUUGCAAAGUCUCUUUUUCUGGAAAAUUAACAAUAUAAUCAGUUUACCUUAUGGUUAAGUAUCCUUCCAGUAAAUCUAGCCCAUUCUUUGGAAUCAUAAACAAUCUUCACAAAAGGAAAAUGUUCACCAUUUGUUAAUUUUGUAACUGACCUUAGAUAAAUGAAUACAAUUCUGAUUGUUUUGGGUUUUUUUUUGGUCCACGCGCUGUUUCCAUAUUGGACUUAUCAAACUGUUGAUUAUUCACCAGGCUUUUGUUUUAACCAUUGUUCCUUAAUUACAUUUGUGACAUUUUGAAGAGGAAGUGAAUGCCAAAUUCAGGACAGGCAUCAGACAAAAAUCUCAGGAAGGGCUAUAUGUAUACAUGUUCUUGAAUUAAUCUGUCUGUUCUGUGGAUUUUAUCUUGAACAUUUAUGUUAAAGCGAUCUGAAUAAAUUUGAUUGUUACCCAAAAA
Messenger RNA from Leucoraja erinaceus (little skate), 9780 nucleotides. RefSeq names its product kelch-like protein 5. Bases 357 to 2486 code for a protein of 709 amino acids. Gene Ontology annotation, molecular function: protein binding. Lineage: Eukaryota; Metazoa; Chordata; Chondrichthyes; Rajiformes; Rajidae. The transcript has 11 exons. The record is from RefSeq and is a predicted model, not a curated record.